UUCCAGAUUCCUUCUGCGCAUGUGCCUCCCCGCCCACCCCCGCCAUCUUCCUCCGGGAAAUUCCAGAUGCUCGGCUCUGUCCAGGGUGUUCUGCAGGCGGUGGCGUUGGACUCCGUCCCUGAAGGUAUAACUCUAUAGAGUCCUCUACCUGUUUGCAAGAACAAGGAAAACAAUGGAUACAUCACCAGCAUUUGUGUCAUUUGAGGAUGUGGCUGUGUCCUUCACCUGGGAGGAGUGGCAGGAGCUGGACAAUGCUCAGAGGGCUCUGUACAAGGAUGUGAUGCUGGAGACCUACAACAGCCUGAUGCUGGAGACCUACAACAGCUUAGGGUGCUGCAUUUCCAAACCAGAGGUCAUCUUCAAGUUGGAACAAGGAGCAGAGCCAUGGGUUAUGGAAGAACCCCUAACCCAGAGUCUGCCAGUUGUCCAGCAAAUAGAUGACCAGAUUGGGACAAGCCAGGAAAUUCAAGACAUGAUUCUGUGGCAAGUUCUAGUCGCAAACAGCAGCAGAUCAACCAAGGAGAGGGUUGAAUUAGGAGAAACACUUAAUUUAAAUUCCAGUCAUAUGUCCAAACUGAUAAUGAAGGAUGGAAAUUAUGCAGGAAUAGGGCCCGAGGAAUAUAAUGAUUGUCAGAGCACGCUUCUCCUUAGUAAGCCUGAUGGUGUGUGUGCUGGGGAGAAAUCCGAUAUCCCUAUUGUACCUUGGAAGUCCCUCAGUUACUGUGAGUAUCCUAGUCAGCAUCAGAACAUUCAGACAUUCCCAGAUAUUUUUGAACACGAUGUGCAAAGGAACACCUUUGACAGGGAGGCAAUGUUUUUCACACAUAAACCAGAUCUCAUGGUACAUCAGAGGACACAUACAGGAAAAAGUACCUGUGCAUGUAGUGAUUGUGAGAAAUCUUUUAGCUGUGAAUCAAACUUUACUGUCCAGGAGAGAAUCCACACAGGGACAAAGUCCUAUUGGUGUAAUGAAUGUGGGAAAACAUUUUGCCGAAAGUCAAACCUCCACCGUCAUCAGAGAACUCACACAGGGGAGAAAAACAAUGAAUGCAAUAAAUGUGGAAGAAGCUUUUACCAGAAGUCAGACCUUAUCAUACAUCAGAGAAUUCACACAGGGGAAAAGCCCUAUGAAUGUAAUGACUGUGGGAAAACCUUUUGCCGGAAGUCCAGCCUCAGGACACAUCAAAGACUUCAUACAGGUGAGAAAUUGUAUGAAUGUGAAGAAUGUGGGAAAACUUUCUUCUACAAGUCAUCUCUCUCUCAACAUCAGAGAACUCUGUAUCAAUGUAAAAAGUGUGAGAAAGCAUUCUACCACUGGUCUCUAUUCUGUAGGCAUCAGCAAACUCACACAGGGGGGAAACCCUAUAAAUGUAAUGAAUGUGGAAAAACUUUCUGCAGGAAGGCAAACCUCAGCAUGCACCAGCAGACUCACACUGGGGAAAAGCCAUACCAGUGCAAUGAAUGUGGGAAAACAUUCUUCAGGAAAACAAGCCUCAGCAGACAUCAGCAAACUCACACAGGGGAGAAGCCCUAUGAAUGUAAUGCAUGUGGAAAGGCCUUUUAUCUAAAGUCAAAUCUCCUUAUCCAUCACAGAACUCACACAGAGGGGAAAGCUUAUCCGUGUAAUGAAUGUGGGAAAUCCUUUUACCAGAAGUCAUACCUGAUUAUACACCAGAGAAGUCACACAGGGGAAAAACCGUAUGGGUGUAAUGAAUGUGGAAAAGCCUUUUCUCGGAAGUCAGGUCUCGUCAGGCAUGAGAAAAUUCAAACAGUGGGGAAAUCCUAUGAGUGCAAUGAGUGUGCCAAAACCUUUUGCCACAAGUCAAAUCUCAGGAUACAUCAAAGAAUUCAUGCAGGUAAGAAAUAUAUGAAUGUAAAGAAUGUGGAAAAGGGUUUUGCCAGAAGUCCCAUCUCAACAAGCAUCAGAAUCUUCAUAGGAAUGGGGCAGAUGUUGUGACACAGGAUGUUAAGCUGCCGCUUGGAAUGCCUGCAUCCCAUAUCAAUGAACUAGUUGAAGUCCCAGAUAGCCCACUUAUAAUCCAGCUCCCUCCUGCUGCACAUGGGGAGGCAGCAGAGGAUGUCCCAAUUACUUGG
Messenger RNA from Oryctolagus cuniculus (rabbit), 2094 nucleotides. RefSeq lists its product as uncharacterized. Gene Ontology annotation, molecular function: DNA-binding transcription factor activity, RNA polymerase II-specific; RNA polymerase II transcription regulatory region sequence-specific DNA binding. Gene Ontology annotation, cellular component: nucleus. NCBI's taxonomy places the organism in Eukaryota, Metazoa, Chordata, Mammalia, Lagomorpha, Leporidae. Gene Ontology annotation, biological process: regulation of transcription by RNA polymerase II. The record is from RefSeq and is a predicted model, not a curated record.